CGCAUUCUACGGAAAUCUCAACAACCUGGGCCUUGCCCUGAAAUUCUGCCCAUCGUGCGGCGGACCGUUCUAUAAUUCGACACUAUCGGACGCCUCGUCCCACCAUGGCGAGCCAAUCAAGGAGCAUCUUCCUCAGCCUCCCCCUGGAGAUCCGCGAGGAGAUCUACCUCCAACUGCUGGGCUUCCGCGACGACGUCGAGGUCAAGUCGCUGUCCCCCAAGCUCGACCGCUGGAUCAACUCGAUCUGGCACGAUAGCACCCAUUCGGAUUCGUGCUGCGACGGGGAUUCCAACGGGUCGAGGGGGAGGACGAGUAUCCUUCGCGUGUCGAGGCAGGUCGGCGGGGAAGCUCUCAAUGUGCUGUACCAGCGCAACACCUUCGCUAUACAUACGCACGCCGAGUGCUAUGACAAGCUCCUCAAGUUCGGGACCGCCAACAUGCGGCGCAUCCGUUCCCUGAGACUCGUCGCACACUCUCACGAGCUAGGGUACAUGGAGCCCGUCAAGUUCGAUCCCAGGAUCUGGGGCCCGCUCCUCGCAGAUCUGGCGCACCUCUCCCUCGUCCUGCAGCAGCCGUGGAAGUCUCGGGGCUACCGCGACCACAACGGUUUCGAGGAGGACUUGCGGAAGUGGCGGGUUUGGCUAGAGCCGAUCUUGCAGUAUCUCGCCAGCAAUAUCCCCGAAAACACCGCCGUCAGCGUAGACGACAACGGGUCGGCGGAGACGAGCGACGUCGUGCAUAGAUGCUUCCUUUCCGGCUACCAGAGGGUGCAGACCAAGAUCGGAGAUGAAAUCUUCGAGAGGGUGUUGCCGUCCGAUUCUGAUUACUGGUACGACGACUAUGACAUGGGUUCUGCUUAUGGCGGCGCUGUUAACUGGUCAGAUUAAAGUCGAAACAAAUUUCUGCGUCCCUUAGGUAGCUGCCCCUGAGAAUUUGAGGUAUCUCUCUUGCACGCACCGAUCACGCAAGUUGGGUAUUAUUAUGGUAAAUUUCGGGCAAUUGUAUUAUAGAAAAUCACAUUACGAGGUAGAGAGGUACCGGUAGUAUCAGUGUGCAAGAUUAAGAUGGAAGGGAAAGAAAAGUGGAAUUACGAUUAGUUGAAAAGUUGCUGCCUCCUAUGAAACGAUAGGUAGCUCAGAUACAUACGUUAUAAGACCCUUAGCUCUUAUGUAUUCCUGUCGGAAGAAGUAUAUGUCUAUGGUGGAUGUCAUAUACAGAGUGAGUCCCAGGAUCGUAGGUAUAUGCAGGAUACUAGACUGAACUAGUAAUGUCUAGCCUUCUAUCCC
This is a messenger RNA of Daldinia caldariorum, 1286 nucleotides long. RefSeq lists its product as uncharacterized. The record is from RefSeq and is a predicted model, not a curated record. The transcript has a single exon. Lineage: Eukaryota; Fungi; Ascomycota; Sordariomycetes; Xylariales; Hypoxylaceae. Bases 105 to 887 code for a protein of 260 amino acids.